CCCAGUGUGCAGUUGGCCCACCCUCAAAUUCGGCGUCAGACCACCAGUUUCUACACUGCGAUGCAGGACGAACUAACGGCUCAUCGCACUGGUGAUCGCAAGACUCUGGCUGACAUCUUGUUUGAGUCUCAAAAAAAGCGUUUGCCGGUGCGCAGGCGUGGAAGGUCGAGUACCGCUUUUGGAAGAUGCGACUUUGAGUCCGCGUGGAAAACCUUUGGCGGGAAAGGGAAUAUCGAUCAACAAGAGAGUCAGCAUGGCGCUUUGCACUACGCAGCACGCAGAGCAAACUAUACCCAGGUGUUGCGGGUUCUAGAUGUUGGUUGUGGCCACGGCCGGGACGUGCUCGCGUUCAAUCGCGUUCCCUACAUCCACUGCGACGGGGCGGACCCAUGUGCUCCGCUAGCGAAAAAAGCCCAAGGCCGCUUAGACCGUGCACUCAUUUAUCAUCCACUUUAUGGCGCAGACUUCGAGGGGGAUCGAGUGGGCCGCUUAAGGGCCGUUCAACGACCGCGAGUGCUCAUCGCCGAUGGAGCUGCAUUAGCAGGUGUAAGAAUUGACGACAGUGCAUUAGGCGAGGACGAUAAUUCAUGUUCUAAGUCGAAGAAUUUUUAUGGGGAAGACCACAACGAGAGCAAGGAGCUGUCUCUUAUUACUUCGCCGCGAGAAAGGAUUCGAGAAUCAGCAAAAGGGAUCUUCUCAAGAGUGUUUGCGCGUCCUGCAUGCGAAGAUGAGGACGACCAGGAUCGGGCUCGGGAGAUGUUCGAUUCUGAUGGCUGGCCUAUAGCUCUGGGAGCUAGAUUUCAUCUGGACAUUGUCGGCGCGAUGGCCACUGUCGUAGAUUUGAUUAAGGUAGUUUUGGGCAGCCAGCACUUAUAGAUGUGCGUAAUUGAUAAAUAGGCGAAGCCGCUUCCAAAAAAUGGUCGUUUUGUUACUGAGUAGUUGAUGUCUUUCAAAGAUCAACCCCGUAUUCAGACGGAAGGAGAACUCAGUGGCCAGUUUUUCGUGCAGAGGAAAUAAAGCUCUCCUCGCCCUAAUUCCGGAGAUGAGGGGGAAGAAAUUACAAUUGAGUAUAUCUGCGCCGAGCGACACAAGAGGUUCAAGAGGUGUUUUCGGCGGGACGAAGUUCUUGCAAGCAGUAAUUAUGGAGGUGGAUCUUCAAUGCUCGAAAACGAAAUUGGCGCCAGAAGUACAAAGAGGCGAAAAAAGGAGGUCGAGCAAGCAUCACAGGAGCAGGAGGAAAGCUACAAGGCAGCGGCCGCAACAUUACCCCGGAACUCCUAUCACGUAGUGUUUGCACUCUGUAGCUUGUUUCACGUACCGAAAGAGCAUCUUCCACGAGUACUUCGUGGCCUGGUGCUGCGUUUUCUCGUUGGUGUGUCGGAGAAGCUUAAGCCUCUCGAUAAUUCAAGGUUUUCACAUUAUAGAGAACGAGGUCUUUUCUGUCGGAUAGAAUUCACAGAUGAAUAGGCAUUUACAGAAAAUCAGAUGAAUUAUCAAGAAGCUCCUCUACUGAGCGAUGCGAUGCGGAGUUUGCAGGCGACCUGCGCCGAACUAUGGUCUCGACUGACGAUUGGGGCGUGCCGGAAGAGCAAGCCGGAGAAAGAAUGCUACGCUCUGAGUUGUUAGAUGAUGUCUUGACUUCAUCGUACUCGUUCAUCUCAUGAAAGUAUGGGACAAUUAGAAGUAUCCGACUUUGUGGGAAGACUUUAUUUGCGUCUUCUACUCGACUAGUUUCCGUUUCCGCACGUUUUGUACCUGUGAGUGUGCGGAUGUACCUGUUAUUUGCGAGCUCUAAAGCAAUCCAGUUACCACUUGAAAGUCGGUUAUGAAGUUCCGACAGUGGAGCCGCCAGAGGAGGCACCGACCUUUGACGAAUUAGGUGAGUACGCAUAUAACGUUGACCUACAGGUGCCUGCAGGCUUCGGCAUGUUUGAAAAUGGGCCAAAGCAGGUCAUACGUCACGGGCAAACAAGACAGAACCAGAGGGAGUUUGAUAUGAGAGUUAUGAAAUAACAAAAACUGUAUCUGUAAGAGAACAAGAGCCAUCAUAUUAAUUGCGAAGCAAGGCAGGGGCAGCAUAAGCGCACUCACAAUUAGUGAUAUCCAAUGUCAGAAAAAGUUAAGACACAACACGCAGAUGAAAGGCGGUUUUUUGAUUAGUGCAGCCAUUACCUGCUUUUCUAGCCUCGGACGGUCAGGUGGUAGUAGUGUCUGAUCAAUUCAUAUCCGACAUGGUUCGACCGGUACUGUUAGCGUCGACCUCGGUCAUGUUCACUAUCAGAACUUAUCACUACGAUUGUACGGUCUUAUGCGCCCCCAGUAUAUAACUUGUAUGAGAAAUUAGUUGAACGAGUUAAUUAAUUGUUUGAAAGGGCGGUGGCAUAUAGUCCUAACGCAAAAAAAAAAACACUACGGGCACUAGGGACGGCGCUAUCAGGGAUACACACAUACAUUCUCUCAUACUGUUUAUCGAUACUGAGAAGGCCUGGCGGGGAAUGCGGCGGCGGGGGUAUAUGCUGGUCACUUUUCCAGCGCAGAGUCGAGAUGGCUGGACCCGCGACGGGCGUUGGUGCUCGGGUAUGAGCGUCAAGGAAUUUAAGCGGAUGGUAGAAAGCAUAGAUCUGUCGGACGAGAUUGUGGACGGAGAAGGGGGGCAAGAUGCUACCGACUUGCCAAGGAGUGGACCAGAGGAGGAUUAUGGCGGUGGAUAAUUCAUCUUUGAAUUCCUACUUCUUCACUGAGUUGCCUCAUACAUAAAUACGAAAGGACAUACGUGAGAUAAUGGUAACAUAAGACAUUCCACCAGUUUCAUCCUAUGCAUACAAGAGUGCUCCGCUAAAAAGAGGAGGAUGAGGAUAUCUACGUUUUCAGACGUCCCCCUGCGAAGGCACACGAGGGGGGAGACGAUGGAGACGAAGAACAGAAAAGGAGACGGCGUGUCCUCAAAGUGGUGCGUGUUGAAAAAAAUUUCAAAAUAUACAAUGGAACCUGGAAUCUCUAUAUUUUGAGAAUUGAACGUCAAAAGUAGGGGACGGACGACAGGGAGGCGAGCCUCUAGUUAUACGUCGAGACUGUCGUAGUCGCAGUAGCUGCAUUUGUAUGCGUGUCUUUCAGCAAGUCCUACCAUUGUCGCAAAAGAGAAGUGUUCCAUCCGUUCGUUGCAUAACAAGACGGCGCAUUGUUAAG
Messenger RNA from Amoebophrya sp. A25, 3186 nucleotides. The record is from the annotation of a GenBank genome assembly. Lineage: Eukaryota; Dinophyceae; Syndiniales; Amoebophryaceae.